GUUCUGCUGGACCGGACCCGGUCCGGCCCGAUGUAGAACCUGGGUUUCGUCCAGCAUUGUCCCCUCUCCUCUUGUCCUGUAGGCGUCGCUGGAGGCCCUGGUCCCCGUCACCAUGGUGACCAGGAUGUUCUGGGGCCUGUGCAGCAUCGAGCCGGGUCCGGCGGAACCAGGCCGGGCCGGCGCCGCCCCGGGGCCGGACCGGGAGCAGCUGGUGGUCUUCCUGGCAGACGUCCUGCGGGGGACGGCGGAGGAGCGCGCACCGCUGGUCAUGGCCAUGGCCCACAAUGCUGCGGGGCGGCCGCAGGUGGUCAGCUGCCAGCAGGUGGCGGCGUUCCUGGAGGACCUGAUCACUGCUGUAGUUCACAUCCUGACCAGGAGGGGGCGCCUGCAGGGCUGGAGGCCGCAGCAGAUGGGCGACACGGUGAUGGGGGUCAAGCUGCUGGCCGAGCAGAUGACCUCUGACCUCAGACCGUCGGGUAAGCUCCUGCUCCAUGGCCCUGCCCCCAAUCUAUCGGACCCCGCCCCUUUCUAUAUGACUCCGCCCCUUCCUAUAUGA
This is a messenger RNA of Poecilia reticulata (guppy), 556 nucleotides long. The record is from RefSeq and is a predicted model, not a curated record. Lineage: Eukaryota; Metazoa; Chordata; Actinopteri; Cyprinodontiformes; Poeciliidae.